Molecule: messenger RNA, 567 nt
Organism: Saccharomyces paradoxus
Lineage: Eukaryota; Fungi; Ascomycota; Saccharomycetes; Saccharomycetales; Saccharomycetaceae
Gene: MOG1
Product: Ran GTPase-binding protein MOG1
Exons: 1
Coding region: 1-567 (188 amino acids)
Biological process (GO): protein import into nucleus
Cellular component (GO): nucleus
Molecular function (GO): small GTPase binding; guanyl-nucleotide exchange factor activity
Source: RefSeq, a predicted model, not a curated record
AUGAACAACAAGGAAGUCGAAUUGUACGGAGGCGCUAUCACUACUGUCGUUCCACCGGGGUUCAUGGACGCUUCUUCUCUGAGAGAAGUCCCCGAUACGCAAGAGGUGUACGUCAAUUCCCGUCGCGAUGCAGAAGAAUUUGGAGAUGGGUUAGCCACCAAUGAGAGCAUCAUCGUGGACCUCUUGGAGACAGUUGACAAGGCCGAUCUGAAGAAAGCCUGGGAGUUCCAUGUGGAAGAUCUGACCGAACUGAACGGCACCACCAAAUGGGAAGCAUUACAAGAAGACAUUAUUCAGCAAGGGACUAAGCUCACCGGACUCGUUAUGGAAGUAGCAAAUAAGUGGGGGAAACCAGAUCUCGCACAGACCGUUGUCAUUGGUGUAGCGUUGAUCAGACUGCCCCAGUUUGACACGGAUGCAGUCAUCUCCAUCAAUGUACCUUUGACGAGGGAGGAGGCGUCGAAAGCAAGCAACAAAGUGUUGCCUUUAAGAUGCCAUGCUGUCUAUCAAUUAUUGCAAGAAAUGGUACAGAAGUUUCACGUUGUGGACACGUCGCUCUUUGCGUAA